Messenger RNA from Lobosporangium transversale, 1315 nucleotides. RefSeq lists its product as hypothetical. Bases 392 to 1315 code for a protein of 307 amino acids. The transcript has 3 exons. The record is from RefSeq and is a predicted model, not a curated record. Lineage: Eukaryota; Fungi; Mortierellomycota; Mortierellomycetes; Mortierellales; Mortierellaceae.
GUCAGAAGCUCUUUAUGUCUGGCAAGAUUAAGGUCAAAGGUGCCAUCAUGAUGGCCACCAAGCUCGACUCUGUUCUCAACGCUGCCAAAGACAAGUCUGGUUUCAAGGCCAAGCUUUAAAUGAUAAAAAAGAAAGUAUUUUUUCCUUUUCCUUUCAUACUCCUCCCUAAGAACGCAUUCAAACUUGGAUCCGUUAUUGUGAAUAAUAAUAAAAAAACGUGUAACAUUAUCCAAUUAUAUCUGUUGCACAUAGUGCUACACAGAGUGCUUGGGCCGCCACUCCGGCUCACUAUUCUGCAACUGGACAAAACUAAUUGCGGCGUGUACAAUGUACCCAUUCCCUUUCUUUUUUUCAAUCCUAUUCUGCCAUUAUUUUUUCAUUUGCUGCUACCAUGCUUAUCAUCAAGUGCUUCCUUCUCUCUUUUAUCGUGAGUAUGGCAUUAACCUCGAGCAGAAGCAGUGGUGAAGCUAUAGUUAGCUAUACCCGUCUAUCUGGCGAAGACACAACAGAUCCGGAUGCAAAAGUGGGAAUUGAUAUCUUUAAGGAUUUUCGCAAUCAUGCUGCAGCGGCUGCAAGUAUCCUUGUGUAUAGUGCUGAAGUAGUCGACUAUCGACCUCAGGAAAAGGGAAUAAUCUAUGAUGACAAGAUCUAUGGCCGAUACAAGCAAGAGAUUGCCAACUUUAAAGGCUUCAAUUUGAAUGAACUUUAUGAGGCGAUCAUGAGCAAGGGCUAUCAAUCGGGCAUCAAUGAUGCUAAAGAAGUGGCAGAGAUUUUUGUGAAACGGCUGUUACCAUGGAGGCUGUAUGGACUUGUAGCUCGAGCCACGGAGCAAUGGCGAUUAAGCCAGGUUGUGGUCCGCAACAUAUGGAAGAAAGAGGAUGAAGGCGGGGGUGAUUUGGGUGGUAAUGAUCCAGAAGAGCGAAGUGUCCUUGUUGAGAUUAUUGAUCUUAGUCUGAGACUCGAAAUUGAUCAGGAGACAGGUUAUGUUGAGAUCGCCAGCAACCAAAAGGCGGCGAUUCGGACUGCAGCAUGGAGUGUUAACGGUUUGUAUCUGAAAAGAUAUGCUAAAACUCUUGCUCAAAAGAUCCUUAUCUGGAGCGUGGAAGAGGCGAAUGAAAGACUUUCAACUGGUGGUUUAAUGGAGGCACAGGUGCAGGUCUUGAGUGGCUUUGAGGCUGAAGAUUUUUUGAAGGCUUGGAUGAAUGAUAAUGAUCUUGCAGCCAAAAGCCGGCAUUCCCACGUACUCGUAGCUAUCCCCGUUAACGAAUAUAUCGCCAAUUUUAUUUGGUCACGAUACCUUAUAUUUUUAAUCUAA